Molecule: messenger RNA, 783 nt
Organism: Chanos chanos (milkfish)
Lineage: Eukaryota; Metazoa; Chordata; Actinopteri; Gonorynchiformes; Chanidae
Gene: lhfpl2a
Product: LHFPL tetraspan subfamily member 2a
Exons: 2
Coding region: 106-783 (225 amino acids)
Cellular component (GO): membrane
Source: RefSeq, a predicted model, not a curated record
CCCUGCCUUAGUCCAGUUAUUUUACUCUACCUCUGUGCUCUGUUCACUUUCCUUGCUUUGGCUCAGACGAAGAAAGCACUCACUCACCCAACCAGCUUGCCCACCAUGUGUCAUGUGAUCGUGACGUGUCGCUCCAUGCUGUGGACUCUGUUGAGCAUCGUGGCGGCAUUUAGCGAGCUCAUUGCUUUCAUGAGCACCGACUGGCUAAUCGGGUACCCGAGAACCCCCGAUGCCGUUUUUGGCCCCCAUGGGGCCACAGCAGCUGGGGAAGCAUAUCGCCCCACCCUGGGCAUCUACGGACGCUGUAUCAAACUUCCACACUUGAGGAAAGGGAUUUUAUGUGGCCCAUACGCUGUCCACUUUGGAGAGAUUGCCAGCGGCUUCUGGCAGGCAACCUCUAUUUUCCUAGCGGCAGGAAUUCUGCUCCUGUGUGCCGUAGCCUUCAUCUCCGUCUUCACCAUGUGCUUCCAGAGUAUCAUGAAGAAGAGCAUCUUUAAUGUGUGUGGACUGCUACAGGCCAUUGCCGGUUUGUUUUUGAUCCUGGGUCUGAUGCUGUACCCUGCGGGAUGGGGUUCUGAUAAGGUCCAGCUGUACUGUGGUGCCGAUGCAUCUCCCUAUAAGCUGGGUCUGUGUUCUGUGGGCUGGGCGUUCUACACUGCACUGGGCGGAACUGUUCUCACCUUCAUCUGCGCUGUGUUCUCUGCCCAGGCUGAAAUUGCCACCUCCAGUGACAAAGUCCAGGAAGAAAUUGAAGAGGGCAAGAGCCUCAUUUGCCUCCUCUAA